AUGCCCAACUGCUUUAUCUAUCUAUCUAUCUAUCUAUCUAUCUAUCUAUCUAUCUAUCUAUCUAUGUAUCUAUCUAUCUAUCUAUCUAUCUAUCUAUCUAUUUCAGUCUCAUCAUCUCCUGCCACGCUAUUCCCCGCCUUCAUCAUCAUCAUCAUCAUAAUUCUUUUAAAUUUCCUUCUGUGUCUUAUUUUUUCCCUUUACUUCAUCAUCAUCAUCAUCCUCAUCAUCAUCGUAUUCCACUUUCCUACACUUCUUUCUCAUAUUCCUCUUCUUCUUUUCCAUCCUCUCCUUUUUUUUCAACAUCCGUUUUUAACUUCUUCUUCUUCCCUCGCCGUCCUCCUAUUCUUCUUAUCAUAUCCUACUUUCUCUACAUCUUUUUCAGCCAACUUUCUUCUUCUUCUUCUUCUUCUUCUUCUUCUUCUUCUUCUUCUUCUUCUUCUUCUUCUCAUUUCCUCCUUCCUAUACAACUUUUUCAGCUUCCUCCUCCUUCUUUUUUCCUUUCUCCUGUUCUUACCAUAUCCUCCCUUUACACCUUUUCAAAAUCCUUCUUCUUCUUCUUCUUCUUCUUCUUCUUCUUCUUCUCAUUUCCUCCUUCUUUUUUCAGCUUCAUCCCCCUCCUACUUCUUUUUCUUUUCUCCUCUUCUUAUCGUACCCUCCUUUUACACUUUUCAACAUCCUUCUUCUUCUUCUUCUUCUUCUUCUUUUCUUUUUCAUCCUCUUCUUUUUCUUCUUCCUCACCUCCAUUUAAGCACCCUUUUUCUUAUUCUUGAUCUUAUUUUUGUUCUUGUUUUCUUCUUCUUCUUCUUCCACUUGUUCUUUUUCUCUUAA
Messenger RNA from Acanthosepion pharaonis, 828 nucleotides. The record is from the annotation of a GenBank genome assembly. Lineage: Eukaryota; Metazoa; Mollusca; Cephalopoda; Sepiida; Sepiidae.